Messenger RNA from Cynoglossus semilaevis (tongue sole), 2231 nucleotides. RefSeq names its product checkpoint kinase 2 (gene chek2). The coding region runs from base 161 to 1813 and encodes 550 amino acids. Gene Ontology annotation, molecular function: protein binding; protein serine/threonine kinase activity; ATP binding. The record is from RefSeq and is a predicted model, not a curated record. Gene Ontology annotation, biological process: protein phosphorylation; mitotic DNA damage checkpoint signaling. NCBI's taxonomy places the organism in Eukaryota, Metazoa, Chordata, Actinopteri, Pleuronectiformes, Cynoglossidae. Gene Ontology annotation, cellular component: nucleus; cytoplasm. The transcript is spliced from 15 exons.
ACACAUGACGCCUAAGUAAAAAAAUCAUGGCACUAGGAAGUUCAAUUUUUUUUUUUUCAAGAUCACAGUAAAUUUCGUACACGUGUAGUCCGAGGACACCUCGUGUGGAGUUAUUGGACCUGCACAGACCGGUGCUAAAACGCAUUUAACUCGUCCUAAAAUGUCUGAGGAGGUUCCAAAUGAGGGGGAUCCAGGCCAGUCAACCCAGCCUGGUUCCCAGCCUGAGUCCUCUCAGACCCAGUCCCCGUCCCAGGCACAGUCCACUCUGUCUCCGUCCCAAGUCAAGUCCCAGUCUCAGACUGGCUCUAGUUCUUCGAGCGGGCCGACCUCGGCCAGCCAGUCCUCCAGCGGCUCUGGGACUCUGAGCAGCAUGGACACCAUUCCUGUCACCUUGGCGUCUGUACCAGAGGAACCGGAACCACAACCGUGGGGCCGCCUGCUGCCGAUGGUUCGAGGUUUCAGGAGCCUUGACUGUAUCGAUGAUCAGUACCUGUUUGGACGAGGUAUAAAAUCUAACUAUGUGCUGGAUGAUCCCGACGAGCCAGGAUCCACCAGAUCCAAAAUUUACAGUAAGAGACACUUCAGGAUCUACAGAGAUGGUAAUGAGGUUUUCGUGGACGACUACAGUAACAACGGGACUUUCGUUGAUGGAAUACUGAUAGGUAAAGACAAGAAGCUUCCUUUGGUUAACAACGCGGUCCUUGCUUUGGCCGAACAACGUAACAAAGUCUUUGUCUUCAUCGAUCUGAUGUCUGAUGAUCAGUCCAAUUUACCCAAAGAGCUUCAGGAGAAAUAUCUCCUGACUCGACGCAUUGGAACAGGGGUGUGUGGGGAAGUCAAACUGGCCUUUGAGAGAGGCAGCUGCAAAAAGUUUGCAGUAAAAGUCAUCAACAAGAGCAACUUCAAGUCUGAAGGGACAGCAACACGCAAUGCACAGACGGAGAUUGAGAUUCUUCAGCGAAUCAACCAUCCUUGUCUGAUGAAGACGGAGGACUUCUACCAGACAGAGGACAGUUACUACAUCGUGUUGGAGCUGAUGGAGGGAGGGGAACUCUUCCAAAGAGUCAAGUGUCAACAACAACUCAAAGAGCCAGUGGCCAAACUUUACUUUUACCAGAUGCUGUGUGCGGUCCAGUACCUCCACAGUAAUGGCAUCAUCCACAGGGACCUCAAACCAGAGAACAUCCUGCUGUCCUCACAGGAAGACAAGUGUCUCAUUAAGGUGACAGACUUCAACCAGUCCAGGAUCCUGGAGCAGGCUGUGCUGAUGAGGACACUGUGUGGGACUCCGUCUUACCUCGCCCCUGAAGUUUUCACCCAUGCGUCCACCACCGGAUACAGCCUCGCUGUGGACGCCUGGAGCCUCGGAGUCCUCCUCUUUGUCUGUCUGGGUGGUUACCCUCCGUUCCACGAGGACUUUGGUCGCUCAGUCACAGAUCAAAUCAUCCAGGGAGAAUUUGUGAUGAAGCCGUCUAGAUGGAAACAUGUCUCCGCCCAAGCCAAAGAUGUGGUGAGGAAGCUUCUGGUUGUUGAUCCCAGUAAGAGGAUGACCAUAGAUGAAGCUCUGCAGCACCCGUGGUUACAAGAUAAUGAGAUGGUGGAGACGGCACAAAGACUCAUGUACCCAGACGGGGAUGCUCCUCCUCCUCCCGCUGCUGAUCCUCCCACCACUUCCACCGCCACUGCUGCAUCUCCAAUGGAGAUGGAGUCAGAGACAGCGCCCUCUGGGAGAAAACGAGGACGGGAUGACGAAGAUGAGGAUGGACAUCGUCCGGCCAAACGGAGUCAAAUGCAGCCUCGAGCCCCAAUGUAGGGCAGGGUGGGGGAGGGGAGGGGGGGCGCGCGGAUAUUUAUCAGGUUAUGUGACUCUGCUCUGUGUUCACUGCUGACAGACUCCACUGUAAAUAAUGUUGAUAGAGCUUUCUAAUAAAGAUAUUUUUGAUUUUUGAUUGUGGUCUAGUUGUGUGGUCCUCGUGUUUAGGUCUCACUUCACGGGUUUUAUAAGAGCACCUAGUCGGUUUUUAUGGCCCAACAUUUCCUUAAGUUUGUUUAAAUGUAUUUUAAGUUACAGUAUUCCACAAUUCUGAGGUUUUGCAGAGUCACCUCAUUGUGCUGAUAAUCAAGUUACUGUACUGGUGAAGGUCAUUUAUCAAAGGAACAAACUAAAUUAUAAAACUGUUCUUUUAUCAUGUUUGUGUGGAUAUUAAAGUUUAUUUGUUGUUAAACUAAAA